Molecule: messenger RNA, 1290 nt
Organism: Vicia villosa (hairy vetch)
Lineage: Eukaryota; Viridiplantae; Streptophyta; Magnoliopsida; Fabales; Fabaceae
Exons: 1
Coding region: 1-1290 (429 amino acids)
Molecular function (GO): nucleic acid binding; RNA-DNA hybrid ribonuclease activity
Source: RefSeq, a predicted model, not a curated record
AUGCUCACGGCGCUAUCCCGUUUUGUCGCCAAAUCCGCUCAACAUGCUCUUCCAUUUUUUAAGUUAUUACGAAAAGAAGCGGCUUUUGAAUGGUCCGAGGAAUGCGAGCGAGCACUAUCCCACCUCAAACACGUGCUCUCCAAACCGCCCGUCCUCUCUCGACCCAAUAACGGCGAGCAUUUAUACCUUUACCUGGCCGUCUCAAACGAGGCGGUCAGCGCGGCUCUGUUCCGAGAGGUUGAAGACGGACAGAAACCCGUAUACUUCACCAGCAAAGCCCUACAAGGACCGGAAGUACGAUACCAGCAGAUCGAGAAAGUCGCUUUGGCCUUGGUGACAGCUGCCAGGAGGCUGAGAUACUACUUCCUCGCCCAUACCAUCGUCAUUCGAACAGACCAACCCAUCAAGCAACUCCUCAGUCGACCAGACAUGGCCGGGAGAAUGCUAAGAUGGUCCCUCGAGCUUUCCGAGUUCGAUAUACAAUACGAAAGCAGAAGGGCGCUGAAGGCUCAAGCGCUAGCAGACUUUAUAGCCGAAAUGACCUCGAUCACCAACCCCCCGGCCCUUACCGAGAACAAGUGGACCAUCUACGUAGAUGGCGCUUCAAGCAGCUCAGGAAGCGGGGCCGGCAUUAUCUUGGAAAACGAUGAGGGGCUCAUCAUCGAGGUUUCCUUAGUCCUCUCUUUCAACACGUCGAACAACCAGGCCGAGUACGAAGCUCUCUUAGCAGGCCUCAAACUCGCAGAAGAUGUGGGCGCUCGGGAGGUUAAGAUUUACACCGACUCCCAACUCGUUGCAUCCCAGAUCAGCGGCGACUACCAAGCCAAGAACGACGUGCUUGCCGAGUAUCUCACGCUCGUCAAAGAUAAGAUGAAAAAAUUCGCUAAAGCGGAAGUAGAGCAUAUCCCUCGAGAGCAUAACUCACGAGCCGAUGUAUUAUCCAAACUCGCGAGCACGAGAAAGAAAGGCGGGAACAAGUCGGUGAUCCAGGAAAUCUUAUCAAGGCCGAGCGUAGAAAAGGUCACGCAACCCCUACCAGUGCUCGCCAUCGGGGACGACAACUGCUGGAUGACCCCGGUGUACAAUUUUCUCACAAAAGACGAGCUUCCAACCGACUCAAAGGAAGCUUCAGCGAUCAAAAGACGAGCCUGCUCGUACACAAUCGUCGAGGACAAGCUAUACCGACGAGGUUUCUCCAUCCCUCUCCUCAAAUGCGUUGAUGCUUCACAAGCCCUCGAGAUCCUUCAAGAGCUACACGAGGGAAUCAGUGGACAACAUCUAGGAGGCUGA